AUGACACUUGAUUCACCAACAAAACAUACUCUUUUAUGCUCGAAAUGUAAUUUACCAUUAGGAGAUCAACUUGUAAAAGCACUUGAUGGCGCCUUUCAUCCAAAUUGCUUUACUUGCUGGGACUGUCAAACACCCGUCGCUUCCUGUUACUUACCUCAUCCAACCGAACCAGGCAAACCGUUAUGUGAACGAGAUUACUUUAAAAGGCUCGAGCUUGUUUGUGCAGAAUGCGAUGAGCCACUUCGUGGAACGUACAUUAUUGCUCUCGACAAAAAGUAUCAUCCAAACCAUUUCACUUGCAGCGAUUGUUCUACUGUCUUUGGACCUGACGACUCAUACUAUGAGCAUGAUGGGCAUGUCUAUUGUCACUUUCAUUACAGUACUCGGUUUGCUGUAUCCUGUGCUGGUUGCGAUAUGGCAAUCUUGAAACAAUAUGUCGAGAUUGAACGUGGUGAUGCAGUAGAUCACUGGCAUCCGGAAUGCUACAUGAUUCAAAAGUUUUGGAGUGUUAAAAUAGCCCAUCCUACACUCAAAGAAGGCGAUCAAUGUCCACCAAAAUAUAUACCACAGACACCUUUUGAACUAUUCAAGAUACAAAAAGAUACAGAAGAAAAAGUGGUCAGUAUAUGGUCUGUUUUAUCAGCAUUUGAAGAAUCUUCGGCCGUAUGUAUAUCUGAAAUGCUACUGCAUGUAUCCAAUGGGGCUUAUAUAGAGAGUAUUUGUCUGUCUGAACGAUUCCUUGUGCACGUUGAAGCCUUGUUUGCAGGAAUCGAUAAGAUUUGUGUAAUCUAUAAAGAACAUCAACAGUCUGAGUUUAAAUAUAGCCGAGAAGCCAAAAUGCUAUGUAAAAAGAUUAUAAACUUCUUUUCUUUACUUUCUCGAACAGGUGAUAUGGAAAUGAAAAAACUUGGUAUCACGCAGGAACUGCUAUCACUCGUCACAGGAUUGGCUCAUUACUUGAAAAACCUCAUCCGUGUCACUCUGAACGCUGCAUUACGCUUGGAAACAUUACUUGGCAAAUCAGUGGCCGUUUCCCACUUACUGGCUCGUCUAAUGGAAAUCCCGGGUAAAGAAAGGCACAGUCGAGAUAGUCAACGUCUCAUUCAAGCCAGAAACACGGAUUACUGCCAAGAAUGUAAAAAUAUCAUUGAGGAUCAAUGUGUGCGAUACGGCGAUCAACGAUGGCAUAUUACCUGCUUUCAGUGCAAGAAAUGCGAACGAUCGCUUAAAACAACAAGUGGAUCAGUGAUGAACGGUCAACUGUAUUGUACGACAUGUGUGCACGCAAGCCCUUGCACGUUUGAUUAUGUUUCGAGAUUGGCGCAGUACAGCUAUCUUUUGAGAAUUGCACUGAGCCGACUUUGUAGCCUGUUACAGAUUACAGAUUCACAACUUUCCAAUGUGGAUUAUUCAACCAAGUUAAACAGUGCUAAGGCAGCAGCCAGUCAUAUACUAAAAGAUAUGCCACCAAACAUGCUGAAUGCAUCCAUAGAACUACAACAGAUGAUGGAAGAACGAGGGCACAUGGAAACUAUUUAUCCCACCGAGAUCAAGGAUGCCAAAACAGUGUCAUCCUCUACCACGCGAUUAGACCGCAAGAUGUCACGGUCAUUCAAAAUGGCCAAUAAAAGGUCUACUAUUCUGGGUAACACUACCUUACCGACCCGAACCGACAGCUUACACAGACGCAGUGUGGGAUUGGACGAUCUACCCCAGAUGGCUGCUGUGGCUGUGAACGCGACAACAACAAACUCUAGAAAGGCGCCUCCUGAAAACAUACACAUCGCGACAGGCCUUUCUGGCAAGCCUCGUAUUUACUUGUCUGAACUAUCUGCGCUUCAGUACAUGAUCAUUCGAUAUGUGGCCGUCGUUCAGAUCGAGAGUUAUGUACGAUCGAGCUUUACCAGCGCAGAACUACUAAAUAUGGUCGAAACCAAGAAAUCAUCCAUCUGGGGGAAAUUCUUUACUCCCUUCAAGGUCAAGAAAAAUGUGCAGCCCAAGGCCAAAGAGAUAGGAACAUUUGGUGUUCCCUUGGACGUUCUUACGGAUCGAACCGGCGUGGAAUCUAAUUUGGCCCUGGGCCCUUCUCCGGUGAGGCUGGCAGCGUUUAUUGACGAUGCCAUUACAGCCAUGCGACAAAAGGAUAUGUCAGUUGAAGGCAUCUUUCGUAAAAAUGGAAACAUCCGAAGACUACGUGAGCUUACAGAGGCACUAGACAAGAAUCCAAAUGAAGUGGACCUAACACAAGAAAAUGCUGUUCAAGUCGCUGCGCUCCUGAAAAAGUUUUUACGUGAUCUGCCCGAUCCGCUGAUGACUCACAGAUUGCACGGGCUCUUUAUGUGUGCGGACCGAAUUCCUGACCCUGACCAACGCAAACGAGCACUUCAUCUGGCUUGUUGUAUGUUACCAAUGACCAAUCGAGUGACGAUGGAGGUCCUGUUUUUAUUUUUCCGAUGGGUUGCGACUUAUUCACACAUCACAGACGAAGUGGGCAGCCGCAUGGACAUACCAAACCUAGCGCGUGUGAUUGCACCCAGUAUUCUCACGGCCCAUCACAAGGACCCUUUGAAGGAUGAGUCCUUUACUGCCAUUCGCGUUGUCGAGACAAUUUUAGAAUCGUGUAACGAAUUCUGUUUGGUUCCUGAAGAUCUUGAAGUGUUCCUGAAGGAUCCCAGUCUGAGUGGGAUGGACAUGUCACCUCGUGAAUUUCUCAAAAAGGUCGAACAAACGGUCAAGCACAAAGGAUACUCGAUACCACGCUCACCAGAUGCACAGCGACCUCCGCCGUCAUCAAUUUAUACACCACAACAAUACUUACCCUACAGUAAUCAUCAUCCACCAUCUGAUUGUAUACCACAGCCAUUGAAGCCCACACCACAACUAAUGCAGCCACCAAGAAGAACAGAUAGUUUUAGUAAUGCAUAUAAACCAUAA
Molecule: messenger RNA, 2934 nt
Organism: Rhizopus microsporus ATCC 52813
Lineage: Eukaryota; Fungi; Mucoromycota; Mucoromycetes; Mucorales; Rhizopodaceae
Product: RhoGAP-domain-containing protein
Exons: 8
Coding region: 1-2934 (977 amino acids)
Biological process (GO): signal transduction; actin cytoskeleton organization
Cellular component (GO): cytoplasm
Source: RefSeq, a predicted model, not a curated record